AGUACAUGUCGAUGCUCUCAAUAGUAUAGCAUCAACAGUGAUCAGUCUAAGUCCUGAUUUUGCUGCUAACAAUUCUGAAACAGUAAAAGCGUUCCUGUCACAGACAUGUACAAAUAACUGUAGUGGACAUGGAAUAUGCUCCGAUUCAGGACUGUGCAGUUGUGAAGAUGUUUUCCGUGGACCUAUAUGGUAUAGAUUUAAGAAUUCCACCAAUUAUCUAUGACAUAAAUGACGGUGGUUUAUGUGAUACAGCUGAUGGAAAUGAAUGUGAUUGUUUUGUUAUACGAACUGAUAACAUAUUUGAUGGCUUCAAAUACGAAAUAACAACUUUUGAGAUGUUAUUCGAUGGCACAAAAACACAGGUAGGUAAGUCUACUAAUGCCGGAAAGUAUGAAGAUAUAUUUACCGGGGAGUGCUGCGUUCCUCACCAGCGUUCUAAACGUUCAACGGAGGAUUCUCAACCUUCUGUACUUGUGUUUGACUUUGUUAUAAGUAACGACGGAGAGAACUUCGGACAAAGCAAGUCCGUAUAUGUUUAUGAUUCCACGUGUUUGAAUUACGUCACCGCUGGUGAUGGGGAGAUCGUAGCCAUUAAUCUUGAGGAAGGAUACAAAAAAGAUAUUUCUAGUCACAUUGGUUAUAGAUAA
Messenger RNA from Ruditapes philippinarum (Manila clam), 647 nucleotides. RefSeq lists its product as uncharacterized. The transcript has 3 exons. The coding region runs from base 129 to 647 and encodes 172 amino acids. The record is from RefSeq and is a predicted model, not a curated record. Lineage: Eukaryota; Metazoa; Mollusca; Bivalvia; Venerida; Veneridae.